Caenorhabditis angaria is the source of this 1479-nucleotide messenger RNA. The record is from the annotation of a GenBank genome assembly. NCBI's taxonomy places the organism in Eukaryota, Metazoa, Nematoda, Chromadorea, Rhabditida, Rhabditidae.
AUGAGAACUGAACUAUCAUUUGUCGUCUUAUUUUGCUGUGCUGUUUUUACAUCGUGUGCGAUGAGCUUACAACAAGCUGGUAAGUUUGAGAAAAUUAAUUGAAAAAAAAAUUUUAGAGGCGGUCUCUACUGGGCUUGUUUCAAAGUUUUCGAAUAUUGAUAAAAUAUGUACUGGCUACAGUAACCCAGAAAUCUAGAAAAUUUAUGAUUCAACUGAAUCACAGCUUGAGAUCUUGUUUUUCUUAUAAAUUCAUAAAUUUGUACUAAAACUUUUGCAGAAAAAAAUAAGGUAUAUUUUGAAUGAGAUUAUACGAAAAUUUCUAUAACGAUAGUUUUUUGAGCGAAAAUCUCUUGGGGCUGUGACUUAUCAGAUAAACUCAAAUUCUGUCUCCUUUUUCCAACACUUCGGAUUAGCUCUCUAGAGAUAAAAGCUAUAACCCGGAAAUCUUAGCGGUGUGAACUUUAACUCAAAAUCAAGACUUCUUGAUUAUUACCACAAGGAUACUUUUCAUCUCAAGAAAUUUUGGGCAACUGAACUGAAAUCUGAGUAAUCAAAAAUGAUACCAAAGUUUCCUAUUCUCACAAUUAUUGUUUUUUUUUUCAAAAACGUCAUAAUUCUGAAAAACUUAAUUAUUUUCAUAUUUAUUUUUGUCUCGAUCGUAAAUAAUAAAAUAAAAAACAGUAGUCUAUAGAGGAAAUGAUGAGGAAAUCAGUGAAGAUAUAAACCUUUCACAAAAAGUAAUAAAUUUUAUGCGCUAGCUAGCGAUAAAACGAAAAUGAAUAGAUUAAAAAUAUCGAGUGCCGUUUUUUCUCGAACAAAAAAAACGGAAGAAUGUUUCAAACAACAUAGUUACCAUUGAAAAUUCUUUUGUUAUUUUUUUUAAGGAUUGUUUGGUUACAAAAAUCAAUUAUUCAUUUGUUCUUGAGAUCCAAUCAAUAUUUUCAGAUGGAAGAAUGAAAAUGUGCCCACCAGGUGGUUCAACUUUCACAAUUGCUUGGGGAAUGGCUUGUUCAAUGAGACGUAGGAAAAGAGAAAUAUUCCAACUCGGUUAGUUAUUCUUCAUCAUAAUUCUAUUAUUUUUAUUUUUAUACCAAUUACAAUUGUUAUUAUUCAUUUUUCCAAUAAUAACAACAGGGAUUCGAAAAUAAAAUUGUGCGAAAAAAAAAACAAAAGUUGUUGUUUUAGAGUCUAAUUUUAGCUCGCUUGCUAGUUGUAUUCCACCAAAAAAAACUACUUGAAUUUAUUCCUAUAAUAAGAACCAAAUUAAUGAGAAAUUCUGAUAGUUGAUGAAUAAUUCCUACGUAACAAAAUGACAUUUUUGUUAUUAAAAAAUAUAAAUUUCCGGAAUAAAUGUCAGGUUUUUUGUGUUUUUCAGAAAAACGUGCAUUGGUUGCUCCAUCAGUUCGACAACUUCAAACAAUUUGUUGUCAAGUUGGAUGUAAUAUCGAAGAUCUUAUUGCUUAUUGUUCGCCGAUCUGA